CGAGUGAGUCCCCCCAGUCCCGCACUCGGAGUCCGAGAUGGCUUCAGUGACCGAUAGUAAAACUGGAAUCAAAGAUGCCUCUGACCAGAAUUUUGACUAUAUGUUCAAAUUGCUCAUCAUUGGCAACAGCAGUGUUGGCAAGACCUCCUUCCUCUUCCGCUAUGCUGAUGAUACCUUCACCCCUGCCUUUGUCAGUACUGUGGGCAUCGACUUUAAGGUGAAGACAGUCUACCGCCACGAGAAACGAGUGAAGCUGCAGAUUUGGGACACAGCUGGGCAGGAACGGUACCGGACUAUCACCACAGCCUAUUACCGGGGGGCCAUGGGCUUCAUUCUGAUGUAUGACAUCACCAACGAGGAGUCCUUUAAUGCUGUCCAGGACUGGGCUACUCAGAUCAAGACCUACUCCUGGGACAAUGCUCAGGUUAUUCUGGUGGGGAACAAGUGUGAUAUGGAGGAAGAGAGGGUUGUCCCCACUGAGAAGGGCCGACUCCUUGCAGAGCAGCUGGGGUUUGACUUCUUUGAAGCCAGUGCCAAGGAGAACAUCAGCGUGAGGCAAGCCUUUGAGCGCCUGGUAGAUGCCAUUUGUGAUAAGAUGUCUGAUUCGCUGGACACAGACCCCUCUGUGCUGGGCACCGCCAAGAAUACCCGUCUCUCAGACACUCCGCCACUGCUGCAGCAGAACUGCUCAUGCUAGGCAAGGCCUACCCACUUAACCUCCCCUUGUUGUAGUCCCACAUGCACUUUGCUUCUCGGUUACAUACUGUCCAC
Perognathus longimembris pacificus (Pacific pocket mouse) is the source of this 771-nucleotide messenger RNA. It is a transcript of the gene Rab3b, whose product is annotated as RAB3B, member RAS oncogene family. NCBI's taxonomy places the organism in Eukaryota, Metazoa, Chordata, Mammalia, Rodentia, Heteromyidae. The record is from RefSeq and is a predicted model, not a curated record. The transcript is spliced from 5 exons. Gene Ontology annotation, biological process: regulation of exocytosis; protein localization to plasma membrane; protein secretion. Gene Ontology annotation, molecular function: GTP binding; GTPase activity. The coding region runs from base 38 to 697 and encodes 219 amino acids. Gene Ontology annotation, cellular component: endosome; synaptic vesicle; plasma membrane.